Molecule: messenger RNA, 545 nt
Organism: Drosophila erecta
Lineage: Eukaryota; Metazoa; Arthropoda; Insecta; Diptera; Drosophilidae
Exons: 1
Coding region: 13-498 (161 amino acids)
Source: RefSeq, a predicted model, not a curated record
CUGGGUACAAACAUGGCUGGACAGCGAUUUCUGAUCGUACUGAUCGUGGUUGCGAUCUUAGUACCAUCGAUUCCGGAGAUUUCUGCCAAAACCUGUGGAUCGAGACACCAGCUACGGACCCACAAUGAACCCGUGGUAGACCUCAGCCUGCUGAGCGCGAAGCAGCUGAAACAGCUAGUUCAGCAGUUGGCCAAAUUGCAGACACAGAAGGAUGAGGAUGGUGGACAUGCGGUGGAGCAAGAUGAGGAAGCGGAGGAAGAGGAGGACCCGAAUCAGGACCAAGAGCUGGAGGAUCCCGAGGACGAUCACCGCGGCGGAAGUCGUCCAUGGAACAGGUUGCAGCGUAUAAUCCGGCGGCAGCUGGUUAAAAUACCCAAGAGAUAUCUCAAGAAGCUGCUCAGGCAGUUUGGAUUGGCCCGGAGUGCUGGGUAUGGCGGUGUUCGGAGCGCGAACUGGGGUCCCCAGCUGGAGGAGUAUUACCUAAUACCACUGGAGUGAAAUAAUUGAAGGGAAUAAACACACACAGACACUUUUCCGGAACACAA